Plasmodium vivax (malaria parasite P. vivax) is the source of this 9309-nucleotide messenger RNA. RefSeq lists its product as hypothetical. The record is from RefSeq and is a predicted model, not a curated record. The transcript has a single exon. Lineage: Eukaryota; Apicomplexa; Aconoidasida; Haemosporida; Plasmodiidae. Bases 1 to 9096 code for a protein of 3031 amino acids.
AUGAAGAACAAACUCGCAGCAGAGUUGAGCGGCGGCCCAAACCGCUCGCCACUUCGCUCCCCCCCGAGGAACGAACGUAAUGAGAGGAGUUACCUUAGAGAGGAAGACAUAUUCCUUUAUAACAAGCCUAAGGAUUUGAUCUACUAUUCGGCUAAGCCCAAACCAUCAAAUGGUAGCCCCUCAUCAAACGAGCUGAGCAUGAACCGAACGGAGCUGAAAAAGAAAAGUGAUGACUUGGUCGUUACUCACGUUUUGCAAAAUGAGGGAAAUGAUGUGAUCUCUUGUAGGGGGAUGUCACCAGAGGUGGGAGCUAAGGCCAGGAAAAAUUACACCGGUGAGGAGAAGGGCAUCACGGGGAGGGGAAAAGAACCCGUCUUCGGAAGGAACGACUCGUUAGGGAGCAAAUUCCGCCAAGGGUAUAUCCCCCCCAGGGGCAACCACCACGAAGGUGAAUAUCACCCCCAUUUGAGCGGCAAAAUGGAUGGUACUUCAUAUGACAGGGAGAAACGAAUGGCACUGCGAAUGCAUUACCAAAUGGGGGAUCCCCCAAUGGGGGACCCACUGCAGUCUUUGCACCAAAGCAGGGGGGAGAAAAUCCCAAAUGAAGGGGCAAGCAUCCUCCCGUCCAGGCUUAUAAAAACAGAAUGGGCUGCAAAUCCAAUAGGGGGCAGGAAAAACACCCACCAGGAGGAAACCCCGCAUGAUGCUAUCAUCACAAAAGAGGUGCACAGAAGCAGUAACUACUCCUUCAUCGACCAGAGCGACGCACCGGAGAGGAGCCACAUGAGUGAAGUGGAAAGAAAAAAAAACGGCACCCAAGGCAGCAGCGGAAGUAGCACCACAAGGCACAGGGGACAUUUGUCAAAUUUGCCACAUUUCGGAACCCUAUCGGAUAAAGAGGUGGAAGAUGCGGAAGAUGCAGCCGACUUCAGCACCGCCAGUGUGAUGGGAUCAAACGACCCGAAGAAGAGCACGCAGCUACGAAGCUGUCUUAAUGAAGGCGCACUGAGAAGGGCAAACGACUCGACAAAUGAAGAUGAUGCCCAAGGCGAGGUGCACAAAUUUAACAACACGGAGCAGAGUCUAAGUGACCUAAUUAGAGCCUUUCAGUUGAAGAGAGCCCAAAAUUUGGGUGCCCCAUCGGGUAGCACCCCCGAGGAUAGCAACACAGAGAAUGGCAGUGCUGCCCCAAAAAAGGAGACGCCCACCCGUUUAGACAACUGCAAUAAUGCUAAUAAGGUAAGGGUGGCCGAAAAAUGGGUCAAGCGUUAUGAAGCCCCACCUCAGGGUAUCGCACAGAAGGGAGAAGAACUCGGGGAGAUGAAAAAGGGAGCCACCUUAAAAAUGAGCCACAAUAAGUUGGUGGUGAGCCCAUCCAAAUGGGUUCCAAAGGACCCAUUUAACAAACCGAAGAGGAGCAUGUCGGACGAUAAGACCUCUCCCCUAUGUAAUAGGAGCGGUUUGGCAGACCCGAUGGACACAUAUGGGUCUACUCAUCAGGGUGAAAGCAAAUUGGGACACCCCGAAAAUAGGGGAAAGGACCAAAUGGGUUACUACCCACCUAGGGAAACAAAUAGAAUCGAGUUUGACGAAGAGGGAGGAGAUGAGUAUCACCUGCUGAACCAUCAAAACGGUGAAAGUACCAAUGGCUCCUGCUUUGUGCAGGGAGAAGGGGGGCCAUACGAAAAGGUGCAAUUCAUCCCCGCAAACUGCAUCAUCAUAAAUGGGGAAGAAUAUCAUCCAUUUGUGGAAGUUUUAAAAAAUGAGCAACUGAUUGACAGCCAGGAGAAUCUCACCUACCCUCUGAUGUCUCAGUUUAUGCAGCCAUUUGUGGGGAGCAAAGGGGGGGUUGGAAAUGAGGACUCCAAUUGUGGCUCCUUUGUAGAGAGGGAAAGCUGCACGGAUGAGGACUUCCUUCACCAGAAGGAUAAGCUAAGUAGAAGCAUCAACUACAUUAGGCAAAUUAAGAAGGCCAAUGAGCAAGCGAGGUACGCCGAUUCGAUGGAGGAAAAGGGGAAGAAGAACAGACAAGGGGAGGAGCGUGCCCGGGGGGAAGACGAGCCAUACUUUGUGUCCCCUCGUUUUGGCACACUCAGCCAGGAAGAGGUGGAAGAGGAGAGCCAGUCGAACCACGUGAGAGAGGCACCCUCCUGGGGAGAGAAAAAGAACAAAAGAGUGAACCCUCUGCUGUUGGCCAAGCGCCAUUUACGGGAAGGGUUACUAAAUAACGCAAGAAAGCAGGGCAACCCGAAAAAUGGAAGGAGUGGCAACCCAAACUGGGCGCUGAAAAACGGGCGUGGCGCGCUGCCUCAAAAAACGGGCAAACCGGUGGAAACGCCGCCCAAGGAUAGGCGAGUCGAGUUGGUGCAAAAUGGAGACCUAGCCCGGGUGCACCUGAAUGGUGAGAAGGUAGACACUUCGAAUCGGCCGAAUGGUCCUAAUCGCCCCAACCGCCUCAACCGCCUCAACCUCUCCGAUUCGCCAAACUCAACUGAGCUAAAGCGCACGGGGGGGAUCUGCAAAAGUGGGGCAAACGGCCGGGCGAACGCCAAGAAGGAAGACUCCCCCAUGAAGCGCGACCAUGUGAAGGACGAAAAGUGCGCAAAAAAACAGACAAACACAACAUUGCGUAGGUGCCCCAAAAUAGGAAGCAAAAAAAAUGACACCAACAAACCGAUUAAGAUAAAAUCCCACUUCAUUUCUAAGCAAAAUAAUAUUCCUAUGUAUGCAGUAUCGAUGCGUAACGAGCCACUUAAGUCGGUCAAAAUGGCCAAGGAGGAACGGCCACAAAGGCACCACAACGGGAGGCAGCAGUAUGGAAGCCAGCAAUGUGGAAGCCAGCAAUGUGGAAGCCAGCAGUAUGGGAGCCAACAAUACGGGAGCCUGAACAGGACAGGCAAAAUUAUCUGCGAAAGGAAAAAAAUGAAGAGCAAAGACAAGUCCAUUCUUUUCCAAAAGGGGGACUCUAAAAAGGACACACAUCAGGAUACUCCAGUAGAAGCAUCCGAAAAGGAUGACAAAAAUAAAAUUUACAACAUUCCUUCCUGCCAUAGCUCCAGCUCCUUUGACCACCGUCCUAUUCACUCCCUCGAUAGCUCCAACCUGAGCUGCGACUCGCAGGAGACGCAACAGGUUAGCACCCUGGCCAGUGUACGCAAACAGAAUUUUGCCAAAAUGAAGGAAAUGGUCUCCCGAGAAAGGGAAGCUGUGAGGAGAAGCGCCAUCGUUCCGUACCCCAAAAAUGGGGCACGCGGUGGGAAGGACAAGUGGGAAAACAAAAGGGAAGGCAAGGGGGAAGCCAAAGGGGAACCCAAAAGGGACCCCCCUAAGGAAGCGACCCCCAAAAGAAACGCACUCUGUAGGACGAAGAACGUAGCGCCCAUUGAGACCCCCAUCUGUGGCAGGCACGAGAUAGGGAAGGGCACGAAGGGCAUAAUGGGGGGCAACCUGACGCACAACUCUGUAGGGACUCAACUGGUGGAAGCCCACAAAGCAGAGGAUCACAACAAAAGUGCCCGCAAACCAAUUUUGGCAAAAAAAAACAAAAGGGAAAAAUACCCUCUCGAUAUAGAAGCCUCCUACAAGUGCAAAAGCAUUUACAUAAAAAUUAAUGUAGACACAAAUAAUGAAGAGCUACUCAAACAUACACAGCAGAAGCUGCCAAAAAGAAGCCUAGAAUUUAAAUUAUUCACAACCAAGUUUGUUAAUGGCUUCAUCAAAUCGACCGAAUCUAAAAUUUAUAACUCUUCAAGUAUUAUUUUGCAAAAUGCAGAGACUGACGUUUUUUACAACAUCACAAUUCACGUCUACAGCAGCGUCGUGUCUAGCCUGUGGCUCUACGGGUCCGCUUCGUUCUAUUUGACAAAAUUUAACGUUGAACGGUUUAAGCUGAAAAUGCCUUCUUCGGUCACCUUUAACAAAGAAGGGGAUAUCAGUAGUGGGGAAAGAAGUGCUCCAAAAGGGGUGCCAUCCAGCGUAUUAGCCGGGGAGAGGAACGGCGAGUCUAAAGGUGCCUCGCAAAGAGGUGAGCCAAAAAUCGACUCGCAGAACACACCCGAGAAGGGCAAACAUGGCGAACCCCUCUUCUUUACAAACGCGGAGGGACAAAACACACAGGAUUAUCUGCUGGACGAGGAGGUGAAAGACAUCUCCCUCGAUGGCCACUCCUCCAGCUCCUUCGACGAUGACCUUUCUUCCGACGAAAGCGACGUCGGGAUGGAACAUGUGAACAUCGGCACCAAUUUAGGAGGCUCCCCCAAUUUGGCACUUCAGCGCAGCGGUGGUCACAGUGACCAUGAUGGUGAUGAGCAGGCAACUCCUCAACGGGAUGACCGGGCAAUUCCUCAACGGGAUGACCCCAGCCAAAGAAACAACUGCACACACAACGAAGGUGCCGUCGGCAGCUCCACCUAUGACGAACUGAUCCUAAAUUUCCACGAGCUUAACAAAAGUAAAAUGAAGAAUGAAUUCCAAAAUGUUCGGUGCGGUAAGGGGGACUCUCCCACAUCUGCAGUAGCGGAGAAGGAUACAUCUAACGGUGAGGAAGAAGACACCCUUCAACAUUAUCACCGGGUAUCAUCGCGUGAACAACCCAGUGGAGGUGAAGUUCCCCCAGCGGAGCAACCCACUGCGAGCUACCCACCUGCAACCGUUAAGGAGGAGAACCACCGUGUAGAAAAACCCCCCCACUUUGACAGCUACUUAGACGAAAAUAGCGAGGGGAAUUUAAAAUUUACCAAAUUUUUGAUAGAAAAGGGGACCCAUAAGAUAAUCCCAGAUUCGACUAAACUGGUUUCAAGUGCCUCACUAGUGAAGGAAGACACAAGUUGUUGUUCCUUUGUACUUUCGAGCGCCCGCUCCUUUAAGGAUUCCCACGAGAGUGGCAGCGGGAGUGAAGAACCCCAAAAGGGGAAACGACCACCUGGUGGGGGGCCACCCCUCAAGAGGGACAAUAACAAUUUGAAAACAAACUUCUUUAGAAGCUGUGCGUCUGACGCUGUGACAAAUAUUUUGGCUGAAGAGAAAAAAUCCCCUGAAGUGGAGGAACGUCUCCCCAUGUUGGGGGCACAUAAAGAAAAGCUAGCGCAGAUAGGUCGCGUGCUAAGUGAGAAAUGGGCAGAAGAUAAUAACUCAAAUUGUAUGAACAUUGCCCAUGAGGUGGGAGGCAUCCCUAAUGAGAGUAAUCCACACACAAUUAAGAGGCACCAUUUGGGGGGGCUAACCCGUGUGCAUUUACCCCCAAGCGGAAAAGAGACAAAGGGAGACCAUUCGAGAAGGCACCUUCAUAACAGCUUUGUUCAGAUCCCCUCCAUGGAAAAAUGGAAAAAAGAAAAUGGCCUGAGGAAUGACUCGCAUCCGUUGAGUGGAGACCCACAGCCAGCCGAGAAAGAACCCAAUUCGGCAUCAAGUCUGGUCUUCUCGAGGGGCACAUUUGUGCACAAACAUGAAGAUGCUAAUGCAGACGGGUUGGAGGCGGCGCAGGGGAGAGAUGCACAAAAUGAGGUGAGCCUGUUGAGCGAAAUUAGAAAUGUUGAGAAGAGCACUGAUGAGGACUCCCCCCAUUCGAGUGACCUCUCUGCAUCUGGCCACGUCCAGGUAAAAGCAAAGCAAUGCACAAGUGUAUCGAACGAACAUGGACCCCUUUCCAGGGACACCCCUUCGCAUGACAAGGGGGAAGAACUCUCCAAAGGCAAUUUUCGAGCCGAUAAAGCUCCCACAUUUAGGGAUGAGGCUGCCAAAUGGGGUCAGCCGAACAGGUCCGAUGUUAAGGAGGCGACCGACUCGAACUGCAACAGAUGGAUUCUUCACAAAAAUGGAAAUGUAGCCAAUAAAGCGAGUGCUCCUAAUGGAGUGAGCGCGCAGAGUGGCAUCCCAAACGGUAAAGCGGUUCACAAAUUCGGCCCAUGGAUGAACAGAGGUUGUUACCCCCCACAGGGCAAGUACACUCUGCCCGGGGUGUCUCCUUACAAGGCACACCAGGGUAGAAGCGUUGCCAUGUGCAACCCGGUGAUCAAUCCGAUGCUCAAUCCGGUGAUCAAUCCGGUGAGCAACCCAGUGAUCAAUCCCAUGUGUAGUGCCACGCCAGACAAGCUAACCAAAUUGCAGAGCAAAAACGUACCAGUGCAAUUUCGCACACGUGCGGAGGAGGAAAAAGUGAAGUACGCACAGCGCCCCUAUUUUAACAAAACCAACGGGAUGGUGAAGCUACCCAACGGGGGUUACCUACUUCAGGGGAACAAUACAGUGGGGCAUACCUUAGGCGGGGAUUUUGCGAAUAAGUUCGCGCAAAUUGGGGAGGAACGCUCGCCAAUCGGGGUGCGAAGCGGUAUACCAAGCGGGGUGCGAAGUGGUAUACCAAGCGGUUUGCGACGCGGUACACCAAGCAGUUUUCGAAGCGGCAUUACCAACGGGGUGGAAACAAAAAUGCACAACUCGGAGGACCUGCUGUACCGAAGCGACAACUACAAAAGUGCCCGAUGCGCGUACGGGGCUGUGGACGUCCCGCCUCUUUACACCACGGGUAAAACUGCCUUCAGUAAAGAUCCGUAUGUGGACCUUCCCCACUACGCUCUGAGACAGAACUACAAUGGAGCGAACUGCCCAAGUGCACCCACACAAGUGGUUGCCAACCAAAAUGCCGAAAUGUAUGCAAAAGAAUCUGCACCAAAAAUUCCCUCCUGUGAAGAGAGCACCACAAAAGAUACACCCCAUGAUGGUGUAAACCUACCCCUUAGAAAAAGCAACCCUGAGGAGGACGGGUUACCAAUUGUGGGGGUACUUUCCCACAAGGGGGAACCCCAAACGGGCGCAAAUAAUUACCCCCCAAGUGGAGACAACAACCCCCAUAAGGACCUUAACCAGGCGGGAGAUAACAGCUCUUACAAGAAAGAGCCCACUCCGACGUUCCAGACGUAUCUCAAUGGGGAAACAGCGGAUUCUCUCCAAGGGGGGUUCCUACCUGGGCAGCCGGGGGGACCCCGCAGCGGGAAGCAGAAUGUCAACACGGUCAGCAGUGGCCAGCAACACAUCAACCCGGUCAGCAGUGGCCAGCAACACAUCAACCCGAUCAGCAGUGGCCAGCAACACAUCAACCCGAUCAGCAGUGGCCAGCAACACAUCAACCCGAUCAGCAGUGUCCAACGUAAUAUCAACCCGAUCAGCAGUGGCCACCACAAUGUCAACCCGCUCAACGGUAGCCUCCCCAAUGGCUCCCACCCCCCAACAAGCAAACUUCCUGCCAGCAUGCAGGGCAUCACCGACAGGCACCUACGGCAGAACGGCUCACCAAACAGCGGACCUGCGCUGUACAACCCCAUUGUGGGAGCCAACAUGCCCAGAGUAAAUAACAACAUUAAAAUGUUCGCCUUUAACGAGGAAGGCAUAGAAGCUCACCUUGAAAAUCAAAAAAGGAACAAAAACCAGGGGAAGAACCCCCUUUACCCUUACAUGCAACAAAAUAUGCGCAACUACGGUGCACAAAUGCCAAACAAUUUUUAUAACUUCAAAAAUGGAUGCUACCAACCGAGUGGUAGCCCCCCCGACGAUGCAAAAAUCAGAGCAGCAUGUCUAAAUCAGCAUGCAAUGAACCAGAAUAAAAAUGUUUUAAAAAAAGGAAGCGAACAAUAUUUCGGAAGGGCUGUGCCAAAACCCGCUAUGUGUACCUAUGCACCAUACGGAGAUAAGCCAUAUGCUCCACAUAAUGCUACCCUACAAAAUGAGCACCUCAAAAAAUGUAGAUUUUUAUAUACAGAAGGACUGCCCAGCGUAGCGACGGAAAAUCCCUUUUCCGUUUUUAAAACGAACCAAGAGAAGUUAAGUGGCCCUUACAGCGCCACUGCCAGUGGCAACUUCAACCCGGUUGAACGUGCGGCACAUCGUGCUGAUCAAAAUGUGCAAAGCAGAGUCGGGGCAUAUGCCCCAAACGGUGACGCCCGUCGGGUGGUGGUUCCCGGUAGAGCGGGGCAGUUCCCCUCCCCCUAUGUCCACUGGCCACAAUGUGCACCGCAGAAUGUGCUUCACAGGUCGCCCCAUAACGCGAAUUUUAAUAGCUCCCCAAUAAACAUGCAUAGCGAGAAGGAGAACCCCAGUGGCAUUUCUCCCCCCGAUGGGCGCAGCUCCCCCUGCAGUGGCUAUCACCCUCGAGGAGCGAGUCUAAUCAAGCAGAGUCCCCCAAGGGAAGAACAGAAAGGGCAAACUGGAUAUCCGCUCAGAAGUUUAGCCAAGCAGCCGAACCAACAGGGGGCCAAACUAACAAGCUCGCUCGCGUCGCCCAACAAGGUAAAGGGGAACACGCACCUGGCAGUGACUUUCCUCGACGAGCCUUUCAUAAUAAAAAGCGACGCCCAUCAGGGUGGUGAACAUCAAGAUGGUGCGCAUCAAGACGGUGCACAUAAAAAUGGUGCAUUUCAAGGUGGCCCGCAUAAAAAUGGCCCAUUUCAUGAUGGCGCGCAUCCAAAUAAAUCCCCCCUCGAGAGUGCCCCCCACAUGACUCGCAAUCACAACCCAACCAGUGAUGAACAGCUCAGCUCUAGUACCCAAGCAAACCUGCCCCACCAGCCAAACAACUGCACAGAGUGGGAGAAAUCCGAGGGGGCGCGCAAAUUCGAUCUAAAGUACAACGAAAUAAAUUUUAAAAGCAUCCAGUGUGUAGAGCAGACAAAUGGCCAGUUUGCGGACCACAUAUAUAACAUGGCCAAAGGUUGCAGCACAGCAUGCUCUGCAAGGGAAUACACCUACACAGAUAACAUGUGUGUGAAGAGAGAAAAUUCAUUUGGAAAAAGCAGAAAAUUUUCUCCCUUUUUUGGACUACGUAAUAGUGGUGGCAAUCAAUCAAAUACAGAGACAGAGGAUCUCACAGAGUCCACACAAAAGAAGAGUCCCACUGCCAAAUCGUUUCAGUUGAGUGUUCAGCUGGGAGAUCGCGAGUGGGGCAAAAUUAAAUUCACUCGUGAAGACACCCUUGAUGAUAAGAUUAGCGAGUUUAUUGAGAGUAACAACUUAAAGAAAAUCUUUUUAUCCCCCUUUCGGGAAAAAUUGAAGUAUAUGCUGCAAAAUGAUUUGCCCAAGUGGAGCAUGAGCAUUACUGAUCUGCUCUGAGGGGGUACCUCUGCUCGAGGGCAAUUCUAUCGCCAGCAUCAGUGUAUGCAUGUUUGUAGCGUGGUAGGUGUAGUUACCUACGUGUGUGAGUAUACCCCUUCCUCUCGCUCUCCCCUCCAUAGGUGCACAUUUUUGUCCCUCGCCCUUUUUGAGAGCCCCUCGAAAAUGUUUUGAAUAUUCGCAUGCGUUAUAAGUCGGAAUUGUUUUGUGGCC